Molecule: messenger RNA, 1587 nt
Organism: Cladophialophora psammophila CBS 110553
Lineage: Eukaryota; Fungi; Ascomycota; Eurotiomycetes; Chaetothyriales; Herpotrichiellaceae
Exons: 2
Coding region: 1-1587 (528 amino acids)
Biological process (GO): transmembrane transport
Cellular component (GO): membrane
Molecular function (GO): transmembrane transporter activity
Source: RefSeq, a predicted model, not a curated record
AUGGACGAGGUGAAAAGAGAGAAAUCACCCGAAAACGCCGAGGAACCUCUUGCCUCUGGCGAACAGCAGAUUGUGAUCUCCUUGGAAGGAGAAAUUAUCAAUGCCUCCGGUCAUGUCGAUCAGCUGGAUCGCCAGUAUGGACUGUUGAGCAUCUGCGGUCUCGCAUUGACGGUCGACAAUGCUUGGGUCGCCCUGGGGACAUCGCUCGCAGUCUCUAUCUACAACGGGGGCGCGCCGGGGGUGAUUUGGGAGCUGUGGAUUGCCGCAUUCUACUACAGCUUUAUCAACGCGUCCAUUGCCGAACUUGCUUCCUCGGUGCCUUCUUCUGGAGGCGUGUACCACUGGGCCACCAUCACCGCCGGACCCAAAUGGGGCCGUCCUGUGGGUUUCUUCGCUGGCUCUUUGAACUAUUUCGGCUGGCUGUUUGACCUGGCGUCCAUCGCGUACAUCAUGUCGGAGCUGUGCGUCCAAAUGUACUUUUUGUACCAUCCCGACUACGUCAUUCAGCCUUGGAAUCUCUUCGUUGGCUUGGUUUGCAUCAUAAUCCUGUGCCUGACAGUCACCAUCUUUUUCAACAGCAGCCUGGCUUACCUCCAACACUUUGGGCUGUUCAUUGUCACGGUGGGCGGCAUCAUCACCAUCAUUGUCCUCGCCGGUAUGCCGGCCUCCCAUGCGUCCAAUAGGUUCGUCUGGACAGACUUCCAGAACAACACUGGAUGGAGUAGCGGGGUUGCUUUCUUGACUGGUGUUCUCAACGGGGCUUUCACCAUUGGAACGCCCGACGCUGUGACACACAUGGCUGAGGAACUUCCUAAUCCAAAACGCGACUUACCGAAGGCCGUCUUUAUUCAGCUCGGGCUCGGAUUCCUCUACGCCUGGUGCUUCGCAAUUGCCUUGUUCUACGGCGUCAACGACCUCAACGCGGUUCAGAAUAGCAACGGCUCAUUCCCCCUCGCCCAGGCUUACUCGCAAGCGACGGGCAGCCGCGCAGCAACCUUCGGCCUGCUUUUCAUCAUCUUCUUGUCACUCAUCCCUUGCUUGAUCGGGACCUUUUUGACCGUCGGACGAACGUGGUGGGCCCUUGCUCGCGACAAUGCCACGCCCUUCUCGGGCUUCUUCUCCCACGUGAACGAGAGGCUCAGCUGCCCGAUCGAAGCCACCCUCUUGACUGGAUUGUUGACCAUCGGUCUUUGCGCCAUCACCCUAGGCAGCGCGACCGCCUUCACCGACUUGGCUGGCUCCUUUGUCGUUCUCACCAGCGCCUCAUACGCCGUGACCAUCCUGCCAAACAUGCUUACGCGGAGGAAGUACAUGCCUGUUGGUCCCUUCACUUUGGGCAAGGUGGGCUACCUCAUCAACGGCCUCGCCGUCUUCUUCAUCAUCUUCUUCGACACCUUUUUCUGCUUUCCGUAUGCCCUGCCCACAACUGUGGCCACUAUGAACUAUAAUUCCGUCAUCCUCGUCGGAGUCGUCGUCCUCACGACCUUUUGGUGGUUCGUCCACGCCGUCCGCAAGUACGAGGGACCUAAUGUGGGCAAGAUGAUCCAAGCAAAUAUAAUGGAGGCACGCCGAGCGUCAAAGGUAUAG